CUGCAUGACAGUCUGGGAGGAUUAGAGUUGCUGCAGACGACGUUGUGAGCUGUCAAAGUGAAGGAUUUAAACUCGAGCGAAAAUGUCUCCCUCAAGGAAAUUUUUCGUCGGCGGCAACUGGAAGAUGAACGGGACCAAAGGCUCCAUUGACGGGAUCAUUUCCUUCCUGAAGAAGGGUCCCUUGAAUCCUGACACUGAGGUUGUGGUAGGAUGCCCUCAGUGCUACCUUUCAUAUGUUCGGGAUAACCUCCCAGAGGAAAUUGGAGUUGCUGCACAGAACUGCUACAAGGUGCCAAAAGGUGCUUUCACUGGAGAAAUUUCCCCAGCAAUGAUCAAAGACUGUGGAUGCGAAUGGGUCAUUUUGGGUCAUUCAGAGCGAAGAAAUGUCUUUGAUGAAUCAGAUGAAUUGAUCAGCCAAAAAGUAGGACAUGCUCUGGAGGCAGGAUUAAAAGUUAUCCCUUGUAUUGGAGAGAAGUUAGAGGAGCGAGAAAACAACCAGACUGAUGAAGUUGUAUUUGCACAAAUGAAGGCUCUGCUACCAAACAUUUCAGAUUGGUCUCGAGUUGUCAUUGCUUAUGAACCUGUAUGGGCCAUUGGCACUGGCAAAACUGCUACACCUGAGCAGGCUCAAGAUGUCCAUGCUAAACUUCGGAACUGGCUCUCUGAAAAUGUCAGCAGUGAAGUGGCCGAAUCCUGUCGUAUCAUCUACGGUGGGUCCGUUUCUCCAGCCAACUGUGCCGAGUUGGCAAAGAUGGGUGACAUUGAUGGCUUUCUAGUUGGCGGUGCUUCACUCAAGCCUGAUUUUGUCACUAUUAUAAAUGCUCGUUAACUAUCAAGUAUACAUACUGUAAUUCCUUACCAGUUAAUCAUACUGUAGUAUUGGAUGUAAGUUUUCCCUGACCACAGUAGUUGAUCAUAUUUCUUUUCCAAUUUCAUUUUAUCUGGUAAUUUACAUAAACAUUUGAUUACUUAAAUUAACAUAUGGUAAAUUGGCUUGUCUAUCAAAGAUAAGUGCCAGAUUACUUUCAGGGGGUCAUGUACAUAAACAUUGUUUUAAAUAGUACAUCGAGGUAGUGUUGUGUAUACACUUAUUUAGUAACUACAUUGCGUACUGCACUCCUCCUUGUAACUAAAUCAUUCCUUUUCCUUUUAGAAGUUGAAUCAAAUUUGUAGGACAAGAAGCUGUGCAUAAAUGGAAUUGCCUUUUAUUAACUCUCUUUAUAAAAUUUUUUUUUUUUGUAAACAGUUAUAAAAUCUAUUAAAAGGCUAAAAUCUAAAAACUUCUGAAGGGCUAGAAGCUAAAUUUACCAUAGAAACCACCAAAGUAGCACCAAAUCAAACCACUACAAGGUGAUUAAACCAAAACCAAAUACAAAGUACUAUAACUGCUCAAUCUAAUGUUAAAAUUACUGUAAAUUGUAAAAGUCAAUGUGUAGUGGAACACAUGGGAUAAGGGUCAUUCAAAAUCUUUUCAUCCUUGCAAUGAAGGAUGAGCACCAACUAAAAUUUCAGUGUGACCAAGAACUUAAGUUACUUUGAGAUGUUAAGCAAUAACUCAAUUCUUUGCUUAAUUAUGCUGAUGGUAAGGCCCUUGGAAAUUUGCAAGGUGCAAGAAAAAAAGCCUCACUGUGAUACUUCUCUAAAGGAUAUAUCAGAGAACUCUGUGUAAACAGACAAAAUGAUCAAAGUGGACUCUGUUUUUACUCCACCUGUAAGAAAUCGGCCGGUGAAUUCAUGCCGACAGACAGAGCACUCAGGAUACGUCCCAGAUGGGGCAAAAACACCAACAUCAACAAAGUGGUUUUUGUUCAUCGCAUGCCUCCAAACAACAGAUUAUGACAGUCCAAAAGAUAACCAGUACGUACCAGGGCACAGGUGCUGGCUAAGAGCACACUAUUUGGACCGAAAUAUUGGUGAUGUACAACCUUCAAGAGAGUGGUAGCUUGAACAUAAAAGACCAAGAGCAGUUGUAGUUUUGCAAAAAUAUUCCAUGAAUGUGACAUUAUCUGGCUUAUGCCAUGAGCUUUUGAAUGACCCUUAUGGAUAUCCAUUUCUAAGCUGCCUAAACUUUAAAAUUACUGUGCUAAAAGUUAACUUGAGGAUUACCUCUAAAAACAAAAAUUUACUUAUAAAAAUCAAAUAUCAAUGAAACCUAGAUUUUACUCGAGCUUUUCAACCCCAGUACAAAAUGAAAAUGGACUAAGAAUUCAUCAAGGGGAGCCUAUUGUUCCAAAGGUUGUGGUUAGUCUCUCAAUCAAAGUAGACCCACCAAAAAUUAUAGUACAUCAUCAUCUAACCCAGUCAAAAACUACGUUAUGGUUUGCCUCACAAUAAACAGUACUGAUAUAAUCAAUACAAAUUUAAGAUCAUUUGCAAACUUAUGUCAAUUCUAGUAUUUGCAGAAAUGAACCUCUAAAAAUAGCAUAAAAACUGGAGGAUUGCGAUUGCUAGAAGUAGUGAACCAGAUACUUCUUCCCUCACUACUGUACCUUAAUGUUUAAUUCUCUUGUUCUACGCUACACACUAAUAACCUAAAUUACUCAGGUUUAUAAACCUAACAGAAAUAAAAGAAAAUAUUCCUUUUUCCAACCUUGGCAGCUUCUGUAAAAUAAUCACUGCCUUGCAUAUACCAACAACACAUUCAAAAUUUUGAAAGGUGUCAAGUGUAGGUCGCAGACAUAUGUUUCAGGUCCUGAGGAAGAGUGACACUUCAUAAGUAUCAAUGGAGCAAUUGGUUCUUCCAGUCCAUUGCAAAGUUGGGCGCUUGCAGGUGCUGGGUGUGCUGUUAUCUUCAGUCUGAAGUGAGGAGAGAAAUUAGUUAAUAUUUCUGUUAUAAAUACUUUGAAUUAAUGUUUACCAAUGCCUAAUUAGGUACGUGGAAACCCAAGGAUGAAUGGCCCCUGAAACUAGCAAAAGAUUUGUGGGAACAUAUGCUAGAAACCUUAGAAUUGCCAAUGCCAUAUUCUAUGUACCUGGGCUAGAUAAGACCUAAUAUGCAUUGUUGUCCAGGGGAAACUGACAUUGUGAUUAAAAAAAAAAACGAAGGAAAUAUCAAAUGCAAAAAGAUACACUUUAAACACGGCAGCAACCUACCUUACUGUGCCACGUCCUCCAUUCAUCUCGUAAAUACGAACCACAAGAUUUCCAUUGUCCUCAGACAGUUUGACAGCUUCUAUCAUUGCACCGUCUCCUUCCAAACUGAACCAAUUGUCAGCAUUUACAUUCAUGCUAUAAAAGGAAAAGAAUAUUAUGACCUAUUAGUGAACAUUUGAAGUAUAUAGAGAUUUGAGUAAUGAAUCUGUCUGUAUUUCAACACAAUCAAAUAAGGACCCAAUAAAUCUGAAAGUUAUUUUACAAAAUGCAUGUGUAA
Messenger RNA from Macrobrachium nipponense, 3370 nucleotides. Its product is annotated as triosephosphate isomerase-like. The record is from RefSeq and is a predicted model, not a curated record. Gene Ontology annotation, molecular function: triose-phosphate isomerase activity. The transcript is spliced from 5 exons. Bases 83 to 829 code for a protein of 248 amino acids. Gene Ontology annotation, biological process: gluconeogenesis; glycolytic process; glycerol catabolic process. Lineage: Eukaryota; Metazoa; Arthropoda; Malacostraca; Decapoda; Palaemonidae. Gene Ontology annotation, cellular component: cytosol.